This is a messenger RNA of Paramuricea clavata, 1797 nucleotides long. Lineage: Eukaryota; Metazoa; Cnidaria; Anthozoa; Malacalcyonacea; Plexauridae. The record is from the annotation of a GenBank genome assembly.
AUGAUUCGUUCAAGCCUUGUUGCUAUGUUGGCCAUUUGCGCUGUUUGCUCGUUCUGUGGCAAAGAGUUCGUUACACUCGGCCGCCAUUCCUGGCGUUGUAAACAAAAGUUGAAUCAAAAUCUUCCUGGUAACACAGUUAACCAGAUGCCGGUUAUACAUUCUGCUGUUAGGAUCUCGAAUACUGAUGAUGUGAAAUGCUAUUGUGGUAAAUCAUGCAAAGGAACACGGGGUCUUAAAAUGCAUCAACGUAGUUGUCGUGUAAUACACGGAUUAAAUGACGAACUGCUUACGGACCUUGAACAACAAUCUACUGAGAACUCUACUGAUAGUUUUAAUUCUUCUACUGUUGAGGAGAACGAUGCCAUGGCAAACGACGCAAGUAAUCAGAAUUUCCCAGUGUUAAAGAAAGGAAUAAAACUCCCCAAAAACGACGCAGAAUGGUCAACGGCCAAUAACUAUUUCAAAUUCGCGAUUGAAUUAAAUGCACCAAUCAGAGCUCAAGAUCUAAGCUCUAGCAUCUUGCAAUUAAAUAAUGUGGUCUACAAUUAUUUUGCUGAUAACUUCGGUCAUGCCGAAAAGAUUCCGGAUAAAGCACUGGUGGAUAAGUACAGAGACCAAACAGUAAAGGAGUUGAAGAAAUCUCUGAAAAAACUAAAACUUUCAAACGCCGAACCUCAUGAAAUUAAAUACGUGUCUCGCACAUUGCGUGAGAAAUUGCGUAAUGCCAGUCAAAACAAUCUUGAUGACCAGACAACUCAAAACCACAAUGAGGUAUUUAAUCACGACAAUUACAUUGGCAGAAACUUUUGGGGUUACGUUAAAAACAUCCUGAAUAAGAACACUUCCCUACUUCCCACAUUUUCGAUGAUAGAAUGCCUGACAUAUUUCAAGAGAACUCUAAGCGCAAUUAACACACAUAAACUAUUCUGUAUUCCCAGCUGGAUUCCAAAGUUAUCCGAACCCGUCAUCAAUUUUGACCUUGAACCCCCAACAUAUCGCCAAGUUACAAAUAUAAUUCGCCGAAUGAAAGCAUGCGCCUCACCUUGCCCGCUCGAUCAACUUUCAAUAAUUUGCUUUAAACGAUGUCCAUUUCUUCGUACGUACUUGACAGAAGUAAUACGUAGCGUUUGGUCUUCAAAAUAUGUACCUGCCGAAUGGAAAAAAGCAUGUUCUGUACUUAUACACAAAAAGGGAAAUACAAAUGACCCUUCCAAUUUCCGUCCUAUUACUCUGGAAUCCAUACCCUUAAAAGUGUUUACCUCAUAUCUUCGCAACGCCAUGUUCUCCUUUCUAACGGCUAAUAAUUUCAUUGAACAAAAGAUUCAGAAAGGCUUCACUCCCAAUUUGUCUGGCACUUUGGAACACACAGCUCAAAUGACAAACAUCAUCAACCAAGCGAGAAUAAAACAACGCUCUGUUGUCAUCACCCUUCUUGACCUUAAAAACGCCUUUGGUGAAGUGCAUCAUAAUCUCAUUCAAUCUGUCCUCGAUUAUCAUCACAUUCCCGAACAGAUUAAUGAAAUUAUCAAGAGCUUGUAUACUGACUUCAACACCACAAUUAUAACUGCCGAAUUCUCUACCCCAUUCAUAACUGUUGGCCGAGGUGUACUUCAAGGAGACUGUCUUAGUCCUUUACUUUUCAAUAUGUGUUUCAACACCUUUAUUCAGCACAUUAAAGUUGAUAAAUACCGCCAAUUUGGUUUCAUGACCAAAUUUUUAAAUCCAAUCCAUUGGUUCCAGUUUGCUGACGAUGCAGCCGUUAUUAGCGGCCAAGAGAGCGAAAAUCAGACCUUUUAA